CGCUAACCUACCGGCGCAUUAAUGUACUAUCGGAGCAAGUGGAGCAACCACAGUUUUAGGCUUGCCUGUAUUGUACAUUCCCGGGUACUCAUUGUGUCAUACUGUGUCAUUCUGUGUGUUUUCGUCGUCCUUGCAAGGCACUCGUCUUCCAUCACAACGCAACACUCAGGUUUUUUUAUUGUUUUUAAUAACGAUCUUUCGUUUUUCAUCACUAGCACCGUCAACUAUUCAGAAGAAUACGUUCCACUGCGUUUUUCGUCCGACAACGAACGAGCGACAAUCGGCUGAAUCCCGUUCACAGUGAAACUCCUUCGACAACCACGUUUUUAUUGUUCACCGCUCGCGACUCCACAAUGGCUCCAUCCACCAGAUCAACCAAUUGCCCAGAACAGUUAACAACCAUGUCCGACUUAUCAAAUCCCAAUGGAAACGCCAGACCUCAGAGAAAAUGUACAAGAUCAAAGAGGAUUUAUGAGGGUUAUGAGAUGACUAAAAUAACUAAACGCACUACAACUAAGAAACGUAGCAGCAGACAAUUUAAAAAGCCAUUAUUGCAUGUUGAUACUGCAUCAUCUGAAAGUGAAAGGCCAUCCAAUGUAUGUGUUACCCAGCCCAACGUAACUCAGCCUAACGUAACCCAGCCUAAUGUAACCCAGCCUAAUGUAACCCAGCCUAAUGUAACCCAGCCUAAUGUAACCCAGCCUAAUGUAACCCAGCCUAAUGUAACCCAGCCUAACAUAAUCCAGCCUUACAUAAUCAAGAGAAAUAAUGGCGAAGUAUACGUCAUUGUAAGCAAUUCGGAUAACAACGCUAACAAUUAUCCAUCUGAUCGACGAAUUGCUGAAUCUUUGUUCGUAAAUAUAUUUAACCAUAUAAACACUGUUGAUUAUAAUAACAAAAUAUUUCCUGGUUAUGACCUAAGUUUAAUUACAGAAUUCAAAAGAGACUUAGUGAGAAAAAACGUAAAUGCCUUUUUAAACAAAAAAUUGGGAUUAUGUUCAGUCAAAGAUUUGUACCAGGUCUUUUUAACUGAUAUAUGGUUAAACGAUUUAAUAGUGCAACAUUAUUUUAAUCUUCUGGGAAGCAAAUCUAACAAUACUAUAUACGUCUUAAGUACUUAUUUUUUUUUGGAUUUAAAGAGGCAUGGAAUUGAUGGAUUUACAGAAAGAUACUUAAAAAAUGUACGUUUACUUAAUUACUCUAAAGUUUUGGUUCCUACACACCUUGGCAAUCACUGGGUCUUAAUUGUUGUAGAUUUUAGUGAAAAAAAAAUAAUAUACUAUGAUAGCUUAGACUAUUUUGCCUCACUUUGUCCAAAAAUAUUGAUGUUGAAACAAUAUAUAAAUUUGGGACAUAUUGCAAAAGAGCCAAACUACCAGUAUGGCUCAAAUAUUACGGAUGUUUGCUCCGGGAUAUCCCCAAAACAGACUAAUGUGAAUGAUUGUGGGAUAUUCACUUGUACCAAUGCCAGGUACAAUAUGUGUAAUAAAUCAUCCACAUUUAAUCAGGAGGAUAUUCCUUUACUGAGACAAAAACUGUUUUACGAGAUGUUUUAUAACGAAUUGUUACCAAUUGAAUAAUUUUUUUUAACAAAGAUUCAGUUGAUAACAAUUUAUGAUAUUGUUACAUUGUAUAUUAAAAACUAUAAUUUAUUGUGUAUAAUUAAAUUUAAAAUUGUAUCUGACAAUUAGAUACAAGUCAGAAUAAUAUUCUUUUUUAACUUGUGUAAAUAUAUCUGUAUAAUUCUUAACAAAUAUCUUUCUUACUCAUUCUUACAAUUAUUUGUUAUGUUAUACCAAUAUUAUAUAUAAUACAUAUAUGUAUACUGGGUGAUUUUUUUUAUCAAACAAUUCUCAUUAUUUAAAAUAGUAUAGAUUUUUUUUUCAAAUUUCAAAUUUUAAUUUUUUUCUCUUUUAUAUUUAAUAGUUUAAAAACUCUCAACUUUUGAUUUUCAAAUAGCAAUAUUAAUAGUUUGAUAAAUUCAAUCACCUUGUAUACAUAUAUAUUAUAUAUACAUUGUGACGUUGAUUGUAUUUAAAUUUAAACACGCACAAUUUGUGGAAGAUGACCAGUUCCAUUUUAUUUUUGUAAUAAAUUUGACGGGUCUUAGUCUCAAGACUCACAUCAAUGUAAAAAUUAUGACUGAAUACCUACUAUGCUAUUUAUGACAUAAUUAUUAUUAUUAUUAUUAAGGAAAACUAAAUGUUAAAAAAAAUAUAUUUUUUAUAAUUAAUAUGAAAAAUAGAAACAUAAUCUAAUAUCAUAUUCUUGUAAUUGGACAUUUUUUCCGUCAAUAAAAUUAUUAUUAUUAUUAUAAGGUUAUAGUAGUUAGCUAAUAAGUUGUAACAUUGUAUUAAUAAUUAAAAGUUAAAUUUAAGCGAUGGUUUAAAUUUUUGUGAUAAUAAAUGUUAUUAUUAACAAA
Messenger RNA from Aphis gossypii (cotton aphid), 2422 nucleotides. Its product is annotated as sentrin-specific protease 1-like. Gene Ontology annotation, cellular component: nucleus. The transcript has 2 exons. The record is from RefSeq and is a predicted model, not a curated record. Bases 354 to 1580 code for a protein of 408 amino acids. Gene Ontology annotation, biological process: protein desumoylation. Gene Ontology annotation, molecular function: deSUMOylase activity. NCBI's taxonomy places the organism in Eukaryota, Metazoa, Arthropoda, Insecta, Hemiptera, Aphididae.